ACUCGUCCACAUUGACAUAACAACAAAACAAAAUCAUAUUUACUCCAAACCAAAAGAAGAAGAUCUAAAACUAUAUUCCUCUUUCUAUAUAUUCUUUUUGUUUUGUCUUUCUUGUUCUUGAAAGAAAAGUAAAAAAAAAGAAAGAAAUGGAGGAUUCAAGCUUUAUGGAUUUGAUGAUCGACACAGAUGAGUAUCUUAUCGAUGACUGGGAAUCCGAUUUCCCUAUAUGGGGGGAGACUAACAACACCAAACCCGGUUCCGAGUCCGGAUCAGGAACCGAAACCGGGUUUGAGUUGGUAGUAGAGAGACCAACAAAGCAAAUGAAAACAAGUACAAACAACAAAAUGAAUACAACAACAUCUUCUUCUUCUCCCUCGUCUUCUUCUUCUUCGGGUUCGCGCACUUCACAAGUGAUCUCAUUCGGGUCUCCGGACACCAAGACCAACCCGGUCGAGACAUCUUUGAACUUCUCCAACCAAGUAAGCAUGGAUCAGAAAAUGAGGUCCGAAAGAAAAGAUUGUGUUAGUAAUGGAGGAAGAAGAGAACCACAUCUACUGAAAGAACAUGUUUUGGCUGAACGAAAACGUCGACAAAAGCUCAACGAGCGUUUGAUUGCUCUCUCUGCUCUUCUCCCUGGCCUCAAAAAGACGGACAAGGCAACAGUUCUUGAAGACGCGAUCAAGCAUUUGAAACAACUUCAAGAAAAGGUAAAGAAGCUCGAGGAAGAGCGAGUCGGGACCAAGAAGAUGGACCAAUCUGUUAUAUUGGUCAAGAGAUCACAAGUAUACUUAGACGACGAUUCUUCCUCUUAUUCAUCUACUUGCUCUGCUGCUUCUCCUCUGUCUUCAUCAUCAGACGAAGUUUCGAUCUUGAAACAAACGAUGCCCAUGAUCGAAGCACGAGUUUCGGACAGAGAUUUGCUGAUUAGAGUCCAUUGUGAUAAUAACAACAAAGGUUGUCUGAUCAAGAUCUUGAGUUCCUUGGAGAAGUUUAGUCUUGAUGUAGUCAAUAGCUUCAGUUUACCCUUUGGAAACUCAACUCUCGUUAUCACUAUUCUCACUAAGAUGGACAAUACGGUUUCACAACCUGUUGAGGAAGUGGUGAAGAACAUAAGACUUGCCUUAGCCGAGUAGCAUUGUUUUAAAAACGUGCGGAUUUGGCUUGUCGUCGCCAGUAUUGACCAGAUCACUCGGUUUAGUUGUUGUAUAAUGAGUAUAGUUGGAUAAUAAUAAUAAAGAUCAGAAAUAGCCACGUAAUAUGGGAUUUUGUCGUUUGUUACGAUUGAGUGCAAAAGCUGGAUUAGUAUGUGUAACCUAAUCAUGACUGUAUGAUUGGUUUUGCUAUAUAUAUAUAUAUAUAUUUUUUUUCCCAUUA
This is a messenger RNA of Capsella rubella, 1374 nucleotides long. Its product is annotated as transcription factor NAI1. Bases 147 to 1133 code for a protein of 328 amino acids. The record is from RefSeq and is a predicted model, not a curated record. The transcript is spliced from 3 exons. Lineage: Eukaryota; Viridiplantae; Streptophyta; Magnoliopsida; Brassicales; Brassicaceae. Gene Ontology annotation, molecular function: protein dimerization activity.